UCCCUCCCGCUCCCCCACCCAUAGCAGCCAGACACAGUGAGAAGGCAGGGAUUGGAUGUGCUCUCUCUCUGAAGGGUCCUCCCUGGGGUCCAUUCCUGAUCUUACAUCCCUACUUUUUGGAGCCUGGACCAGAAGGAGACUGUGCCCUUCUCCCCUAGUCUGGGGCCCCUGGGAGCUGGAUGAGGCUGGCACAGUAUGCCAGGGUGUCAGUGUGCUGUGUUCCUUGCCCUUGUAGGGGCAUUAAGAUGGGGCUUCAGCUGAGGAGCAGGAAGGCUAUCCCAGGGAUGGAUGUUAUGGAUGGAGCCAGGCUUGCCCUCUGAAUGCCCCUUACAUGCCAUCUCCCUUCUCCAUCCCCUGAGCGUCUCUUUCCCUGCGGCGGGUGGGCAGGUGGGGGCUGCAGCAGGAGAGAGGGCAAACCUGGCACUGGCUGGAUGGCAUGGCGCAGACACAGUCCGACUGAAGGUCCAGCUCCAUUCAGCCUCCACAAUGCAAACGUGAAAGGGGAUCCUGCCAUUACCUCAGCUCAAAAUGUAAUUCUCCUGCACUGGUGAGAGACAGUCUUGGCCGAGGGGCCAUGGAGAUGCUGUUGUGUCUGUUGGUGACGGGAGCCCUGGGGUACUUAGGAAUGGCACAGCACUGCCCCGGCCGCUGCAUUUGCCAGACUAAUUCUCCCACCCUAACCAUGCUGUGUGCCAAGACUGGGCUGCUCUUUGUGCCACCAGCCAUCGAUCGUCGGACAGUGGAGCUACGUCUGACUGACAAUUUUAUUACCAUCAUUAGACGCAAAGACUUUGCCAACAUGACCAACCUGGUGCACCUUACGCUAUCACGGAAUACCAUAAGCCAGAUAAUACCCCUGGCAUUCUCUGACCUGCGUUCUUUAAGAGCCUUGCACAUGAACAACAACAGACUUUCAGCACUGCGACUUGAGCACUUCAGAGGUUUGGGUAACUUACGUCACCUCAUUCUAGGUAACAAUCAGAUCAAUACGAUACAACCAGGAGCCUUCAAUGAAUUCCUACCAACCGUGGAGGAUCUGGACCUUUCUUACAACAAUCUGGUGGAGCUGCCUUGGGAGGACGUUGGGCAAAUGGUUAAUCUAAACACACUGACCCUUGAUCACAACCUUAUUGACUAUAUUGCAGAAGGGACAUUUACCAUGUUGCAUAAGCUAGUCAGACUCGAUAUGACCUCUAAUCGGUUGCACAAGUUACCCCCAGACAACCUCUUCCUCAGAUCACAAGUUUUGGCCAAUACUAGAGGUCCAAGCGCUUCAUCUCUCGCCAUUAGUUUUGGAGGGAACCCUCUACAUUGCAACUGUGAACUCCUGUGGCUCCGACGGCUAACAAGAGAAGAUGACCUGGAGACAUGUGCCUCCCCAGAGCAGCUGACUGAUAAAUAUUUCUGGUCCAUCCAAGAAGAGGAGUUUAUAUGUGAGCCUCCUCUCAUUACAAGGCACUACUCCAGCAAACCUUUUGUCAUGGAAGGGCAAGCUGUAAGCCUAAAAUGCAAGGCAGUCGGAGAUCCUGAGCCAUCAAUUCACUGGAUUGGUCCUGAUGGAAAGCUUAUCCACAAUACGACAAGGAUUACAGCUUAUGACAAUGGAACACUGGACAUCACGAUUACCACGUUAAAAGACAGUGGUGCUUUUACAUGUAUUGCAUCAAAUGCAGCUGGAGAAGCCACCGCCCCAGUGGACUUAGCAAUAGUGCCCCUCCCACUUCUUGUCAACAACACAGGACACAUGAAAGGGGCAGAUCCAGGGUUCUCCGACAUUACAAUCUCUGCAAAGUCUGGAUUUAAUGACACCAAGAACCCGCAGGACAGAAGAAUUGUGGUGGACAAGCUCAAGACCACAUCAGUGGUCAUCCAGUGGCCAUCUGAACGUCACAUUCCUGGGAUCCGCAUGUAUCAGAUUCAGUACAACAGCUCUUUAGAUGAUUCACUGGUCUAUAGGAUGAUACCCCCAAGUAAUCGAAGUUUCCUGGUGAAUGACUUGGCACCUGGCCGCGAGUAUGAUCUGUGUGUCCUGGCUGUGUAUGAUGAUGGUAUGACUUCACUGACCGCCACUAGGGUAGUGGGUUGUGUUCAGUUCAGCACAAAAGAAGAAGUUGGGCAGUGCCAGCCUCUCCACACUCAAUUCCUUGGUGGCACUAUGAUUAUAAUUAUAGGAGGGAUUAUUGUGGCCUCUGUGCUGGUUUUUAUUAUCAUCCUGAUGAUCAGAUACAAAGUCUAUAGUGGCCAAGAAGAAGGUGGAAAAGCAAGGGUUAGCAAUGUCUACUCUCAGACAAACGGGCAGCAGGCUAUGGCAUGUGCCCAUUCGUGUGCCAAGCUGGGAGAGAAUAAUUAUGAACCUUUGCCCCCAAUAUCCAAAGAGACCCCGACAGAGGGUAAAGAUGCUGGAAAAAGAGAGGAUCCUCCCUUUUCGCCUCUUCCAGCACCUCUGACAGAACUGGACAAGAGAAGAACUCAAACAUCGAAUGAUCUUCAGACGGUGGCACUUCUGUCCUCUCUGUCUGGGGAUGGGGACCAGACAGAGACAAGUGCCCUGGGCUCCACCACUUCACUCUGUCUGAUAACGUCUGAAGGGCAAAGUCGAACUGGGCCCAAAGCAACCUCCAGGACUUAUCAGCAUCGGUUCUCAUUCGAUGGAGACUACACCUUGUUCCAGAGCCACAGUUAUCCCCGCAGGGCACGGACAAAGAGACACAUGUCCACCUCAGAGCUGCACACUCAGGAGGCUGCCCUUGGGCAUCGGAGGGUUGCAUUUAGCAGCACAGAGUGGAUGCUCGAGAGCACCGUCUGAGGGCAUUAGGGGAACAGAACCUUUGGAGGAGGCAGAUUAAAUGGAGGGGCAUGUCCUUUUAAACCUCAUGCUUUUUCAGUGUUCAAGUUAGGGGCCAACACUCAUACACUGUUAGUGUGCUGUAUUAUAAAACAAUACUGAGUAUAUUUACCUAAUUCCCAACACUUAUGCAAAGCCACAAGGAAUAAAUAUUGGUCUGAGCCAAAGUCCAGGACAGUAACCCAACAACUGUCCUCUUUCUUCAAUCUGCAAGUCCACUACUACUGCCAUCAGUGGUAGACAUUGCCAAUCAACACGGCAGCUCUUCUCGAUCACUGAGUAGUAAAACAAUAUCUACUCGCUCUGUAUUGUUGUAUAAUGCCUGUCAUUUUGUCUGCAAUGUUGGGGUGGGAUCCUGUUCCAGUGAUGCCAAAAUUUGCUGCAUCAGAGUUCAAAGGCAGUGCACGGCCACUAAAUGGGACCAAUCUCUGCUCAUUUUCAUACUGGUAUCUCUAGCUGACCUUGCGCAGAGUCACACAAUCAUUUCUGGAGAAGCCCCUCCACUCUUCCUUCCAAUCAUCCACACUUACUUGCCUCCUGUAAAUCCUUCCUCCUCUGGUUUGGAGAUAAAGAGGGCUGUUGUUCUGGUUGGGUUUCAGAGUUAUGGUUGAGAAAUGCUGAGCCCGUGAAGCAGUGCCUUAAACCACGCGUGAGACCAGCACAUGGGUGCUGAGCACCACCCUGACCAAGGCACCCUCUUGUACCUCAGGGCCUGGGUCUGAGUCCCUGAGCGGAGGUUAAAGUUGAACAUGCUGGUUUAUUUGGGGGAAACUGGACAUAUGCACAAACGACACGAUACCCAAAACUACUGUACAAACCCUUCCUGCGAAACGGAGAAAGUGCUUACAGACACACGUCUGACAAGAUGUCUGCUUUCACAUCUAGCUGGCCUGGAUCCUUUCUGAGUCCGUAAAGUCAGGAGCCUUGCUAGGACUUGGGGGGGAGGAAUUAAAUUAUAUUAAAAUGUACAACACACGUUUUUACAUUAAAAACCUGUGUCAACCUUCCCCAUCUCUGACUCCCCAUUACAUAUACCAUGGCGGAGAGACGCUGGUGGGUGCUGAGGGUGGAUUAAAGUCCUUUCUGUGACUCAGA
Messenger RNA from Pelobates fuscus (common spadefoot toad), 3940 nucleotides. It is a transcript of the gene LRFN1, whose product is annotated as leucine rich repeat and fibronectin type III domain containing 1. The transcript has 4 exons. Gene Ontology annotation, molecular function: protein binding. Bases 575 to 2806 code for a protein of 743 amino acids. Lineage: Eukaryota; Metazoa; Chordata; Amphibia; Anura; Pelobatidae. The record is from RefSeq and is a predicted model, not a curated record.